CAGGAGCCGUGUGCGCACGCGCGGAGUCCCCGCAGGUGGCUGCCAGGUGGGAACCGCUGACCAUGGAGGCUUUUGUGCGUUUCUCCAACCAGACGCAGGGUCGGGAGCGGCUCUUUCGUGCAACUCAGUAUUCGUGCAUGCUGCUUAGCUAUGUGUUAGAGAAUAAGCGUGGCAGAGAAGAGGUGGUAAUGAAGCUCAAACACCUGGAAACUAGCAUGAGUUCUGGCCGCAAGCUAUUCCGGCUCGGCAACAUGGUGCACGCCGUCGUGGCCGCCCGGCAGUCCAACCAGUUGCCGGAGCUGGUCCCCCGCUUCUGCCUGACCGUCUCCAACCUGAACCGGGCCUUGUACUUCGUGUGCGACAUGCUCCUGUGGGUGAGAAGCGUGGGGCUCCUCCCGAACAUCAACAAGAAGAAAUGGCGCAAACGGGCCACCAAAUGUUAUUACUACUCCCUGGUGAUGAACCUGGCUGAGGACUUGUAUGAGCUCUGCCGCUGCAUGGAGCAGACAGCACGGACAGAGAAGGACCAGGAGGACUUGCCGCCGUGUGGCCAGCGACUCCGGAGUUUCCUUUCCCAUCUCACAGGGGGGCUGCAGCCUUUCCUUUUCCUUCUCUGCCUCACCUUGAGGAAGCACCCCCCUCUCUUGCUCGACACCCUGAAGAACCUUUGCGAUCUCUCGAGCCCCUUGGACCGGCUGGGAAUCUACAAGACCAACCAGGGAGUCAUCGGGCUUUGCGGUAUCAUCUCCUCCCUGGUCGGGAUCCUGACAAUUGCCAGUCCGAGUCUGAGGCUGAAGCAUUGACUCCGGGGUUCCCUGGAUAGCCUCUUUCCUCCUCGCUUUCCAGUGCAACCCUUUGUUGGGAGCCAGCGUGGUUUAGUGGUUAAGAGCAGGUGCGCUCUAAUCUGGAGAACCGGGUUUGAUUCCCCGCUCUGACACUUGAGCUGUGGAGGCUUAUCUGGGGAACUGAAUUAGCUUGUG
Molecule: messenger RNA, 980 nt
Organism: Sphaerodactylus townsendi
Lineage: Eukaryota; Metazoa; Chordata; Lepidosauria; Squamata; Sphaerodactylidae
Gene: PEX11A
Product: peroxisomal biogenesis factor 11 alpha
Exons: 3
Coding region: 63-803 (246 amino acids)
Biological process (GO): regulation of peroxisome size; peroxisome fission
Cellular component (GO): peroxisomal membrane
Source: RefSeq, a predicted model, not a curated record